Betta splendens (Siamese fighting fish) is the source of this 5802-nucleotide messenger RNA. RefSeq names its product glutamic acid-rich protein-like. The record is from RefSeq and is a predicted model, not a curated record. The transcript has 3 exons. Bases 4244 to 5557 code for a protein of 437 amino acids. NCBI's taxonomy places the organism in Eukaryota, Metazoa, Chordata, Actinopteri, Anabantiformes, Osphronemidae.
AGGCUAAGAAUACGAGGAGGUGUGAUGCUGGUUGGCGCAGAGGUGUUUCCGAGCGCCUUUAUCUUGUAGAAAUCUUAAAUGAGCAGGACCCCGGGUUUUUUUUAAGAGAUGCGAUACGCGGCACAGGGGCGCGAGGGAAAGCGGAGGCGACGCCUCGGGCGGAGGAUGCGUUCGUCAGAGGGACGCUGCGGUCCCGGCAUCCGCAGUCACAGUAACGCGCAAGUCCGCGUACGCCUGCGUUCAUGCCUGGUUAGAUGUGAGACGUUUAUACCGCGAUGUCGCUCGAUAUGCACGUGAUGCCGCGAGGCAUAAGUCGGGCAGGCGCUCGCGCUGACGUGUGGCCAGCGGCUGCGUUCAGGCUCCGCUGCCGUCGACCGCCGGUGCUGCUGCACUGCAGUGAUCCCUCCACGGCGUCCCUUCGCUUUGUCACUGCUGCAUCCCCUGUCAUGCAUCACUCCUAACAUGGAGAUUACAUCUCGCCUCACGCCGCAUUUGAAACGUCCCAUUAGCCGAUCCGUCAGCGACUUUACGCGCGGCUGUGAUGAUGAUGAUGGUGGUGAUGAUGCUCGAGCCGGUUCUUUGUUUUUCCACGACGCUCCCUGUAAUUAACCGUGACUGUUAUUAGUCAGAGUCAAGCAUCCACGAACUGAAGUAAAUGUGUUUAUUUUACCAUCAUUUUACUUGGUAUUUAAAAUGUUGCUGACACUUAUUACAUCUCAAAGUCGAGAGAUAAGGACGCUAAUAACACGUAACCGACGCAAGAGAUUAAAUAUCUCCAUAAUAAUGAUUUACUCGUCAUCAUGCUGCAUUAAAGCCGUAGAACCACUGUUGCGCAUCGCCGCCGCUCUGAGGUCCACAAAACACUCUAGAACUAUUAGAACAGCGAGAAUGCGUACGUUUAUUGUGAAAACGGAACCUUGCGGCGCCACAGCCGCGUGUGUCAAGCAGAACUAGUUUGAACUGGAUCAUCACCAUCAACCUACUAUUGAUCAAGCUGCAUAUACCCCCCGCUCCUCCACCGUAAGUAACCCCCCCCCCCCAGAGAUUCUCCAAGGAAGGAGGAAGACGGGCCGAAAAAGUGCUAAGCUCGGACAUUUGCUCCUCAAACAUGCGGCAGACAGACGGAUUUCUACGCAUCUGGCUCUGCAGCAGGUCUCCUCGAGCCGGCUGCUGCCUGCGAGCAUGCGCAGAGCUGCUUUCAGGUGCCGUCGGUGAUCUCGCAACUAUGAAACUGCAAAGUUUUAGGAAUAUUUUUGUUUUUACACAACAUCCUCAAAACAAAUCAAGAGAGCAUAUCAAAAAGGAUAAGUGAUCAUCAUAGGCAUCAUAGUACACCUGAACUGUCUGUUUCACACUUAUAUGCAUAAAUAUAAACCUAUGUAUUUGAAUGCUGUUUUCUCAAACGUCCCCACAUAAAAUAUUUAGGAAAGACAAAAAAAGCUUCAUGGACAAUUAAGUGUUAUCAAAUAGACAUGACAAGAAAUAGAAAGACAAAGUAUAAGACAAAAGUUGGUUUGGAGAAUCAAAUAAAUUCAGAUUCACACAGUCUUGAGUAAAACAAGCUGUGACAAGCGUGCCAGAAAACCCAAGGUGACCGGAACUGCUGCGUAAAUGUGGUGAGUCUGAACUUUUGGAGCGCUGUUAUUUCAGCAGGGUUUGUUGUCUUUUUUUCUCAGCCACUUCUUCACUUUAAUCCAAUACACAUGUUUUUUUUAGAAAAUGCGCCUUUGCCACAAAUGUUACAUGCCUGUUUUACAGGAAGCAGCUGUAGUGUUGGGAAUGCAGUUGGGGUUCAGUUUGUGAAUUCUAAAACCCGAAUCCAACUGUGCUUGGGCUUGACUUUAAAACGCCUGUUAUACAUUUGACCAGUAUUGAUAGUAUGAUGUGCUGUAAAUUGAUAGCUUUAAAAUGGCUCAUACUUAAUUAUUCACAUUUAGCUCACUCACUGAGGGAGUUGUCUCCUCGCUUCCUCCAACAGCAGACCGUGCAUAAAUCCCCACAGAGAGCCCCACAUAUUGUUCUAAUGCUCCUCAAUGUGACCUGACAGCCCGUGUUGCCCUGCAGCCGAGGACCCCCUCCCCAUUAAGGGUCACAUCAAGCCGCUGCCGUCUCUGCUCCCGCUCUGACCUCUGACUCCUUUCACAGACGAGCCGUCCCUGCAGCCGAGUCUGCGCAGGCGUUUGAGGCUUUUCCUGUGUUUCCCACAUUACAAAUCCCACCAGGUGCUACUGUAAACCACACAUGCUGCAGGUGGACACAGUUCACUGACAACCUCUAGCUUACACUUGAUUUUUAUUAUAAUGUCAGAAGCAAACACUAACAGUAAUUAAUCACUGUGCCCUGAGGUGCAGAUGUUAAUGACUCUACCUAAUUAGGAUCCCUCACCUUCAACCCACAUGUCGCCUGUGGUCCUUUUUUCUUUGUUUUGUUUAUUUGCUGUUAACUUGACCUCCUUAGUUCUGCUGCUUGUGGAAAACUGAUUGUUAUUACUUUAUCAUUGCAAUGAUAAUAAUUAAGAAAUACGCUUGUACAAAAACAGCAUCUGGGUUUAAGUUUCAAACAUCCAUAGGAAAGAAUAUAUUCAGUGUUGUCCAUGAAAUCAUUUCGCUGUUGCAAUUGUGAGUUGGUGCAUCAAUAAAGAUUUGUGAGCUGGUUCUAGAAAUUAAAGGCCAUGACACUACUGUACCUUCAAGAUGAUGCACAGAUGAGCUUGUGUGCGUUGGAUAAUAUAAAAUCCUUCAUGGUGUGAUUGUCAUCAUAUCUGUGGUCCUUGGUGUUGGUCAGUUAAAUGCAUCUUCUAAUAGGAGUCUGGGUGGUGGAUAGUUGGUUGGUUGUGUUUUGUAUGUAAAACAAACUACAGGGGUAGCCAUCUAAAUUAAAUAAGUAAAGCUAAUUGUGAUAAUAAUUAAGACUACAGGACAGUGUUGGCCCUUUAGUGUCUUUCAAUGGGCUUUUAGUUAAGGUCAGAUGCAAGACAAAGUAGUAACAUCUGCUCUGUCAUGUGUUUGUUUGGUGGCGGUUACUACAACUUACUUUCGGAGACAUGUCUCCCUCUUGUGGUCACAGGUCAGAGGCACAAAGCCACAGUGGAUCAGGUGUUACUUGUGGGCGCAAUAGUUAUAAAAGAUUCUUUGAAUUAUAAAUGUUUGAUUAUUUAAAACAACCUGGGACCUUUUGCAGAAUAUUACCUUGAGGUCAUCUGUUAGUGCUGAUAGACUUUAGUUUAGGGCAGGUUAGUUAGUUACAUGGUGAGUUGUGGUAAUGGAAAACCUGAGUCCAUCUGGACUCAUUAACUCCCAAAUACAGAAAUGUCCACAAACAAGCAGCUGCCAGUCUUUAAGGUGUUAGGUUCUCACACAUGCAGAGCAGCCUCAUUUCAGCCAUUUCACCAUGAUGAACCAAGACAUAGAGUCACUAUAGUGAAUGUGCAGUUCAGCAUAUAAAACUGGAUCAUCCACACUAGCUCAGAUGUCUUGGCACAUUAACAGAUGUUUUCUUUUAUCUCUGUGACACAUCAGCAAAGCCGCCUGAUCCUCAGGGCCCUGACACUGGAUAAAGCACCAAGUCAAUAUCCAUAGGCCAAGUUAAUGACCGAAAGAGUUUAUAUAAGGUAGAGGAACAUAUUAGACCAGGGGCUUGCAAAAAGAAAAGCUCAAGACAAAGUAUUAUAUUUACAUAUAUUUUGCCCUAGCUGCAGUUUAAAUAUUUAAACUUUUAAAUUCACCUUUGGUCAUUUUUUUAUAACUUGUUUGCAUUUGUGUCAUUUUUUGUGGCAGUGUAAUUUUUUUUAUUCUGUUAGGAGAAAGUUAUACCUAUUUAGAGACCUGAUAUUUAGGACAAAUGUUUAUGUGUUAGACAAGAUUUGUUGAUCUGAUGAUAUGUAAAUGUCUUUGUCAUAAUUAAAAAUCAUCGUUGCCCUGCAGUGCAGUACUACAGGUUUAAAAGCUGCAGCUACUUUAGAGUUGCUGUAUAGAAAUGGAGUUGUCCUUUACGCCCUUAUAGCCAUUUAAGACCUUUUAAAUUCUGGAUCGUUGAUGAUUUCUGAGGUCAGCAGGUUUAUCCGUCUCCUGAGUAAAAGGUUACAAGCUAGAAAGGAAGCCUGACUUCUGUCAAAGCAGUUAUAACAAAUAAUAUAUACCAGUUUAUAUUUGGAAUAUUUUGGAAGCUAUUUAAGUGUUUAGGAACCUUGUUUGACAAACCUUGACAGACAGAAAUUUGAUUGGAUGAUCUUUGUGACACAUACAUGCUCCACCCAAAAGUAUACAAAUUUAAGGCACAUCAGUCAGACCGUUCUACUCAUUCCAAGACUAGAUCAGUUCAUCACUGCCAAUUUAUACCUGACUUCAACUGCAAAAUCAAGAAAAUGAGGAUUCAGAAUAUGUUCAUGGUCCUUGCUUUUGUGGCUGUUGUGGCUGCAGCACCACUCGAUAACAACAAAGAGUCACAGCCUGGCGUUCCUCCUGUUGAAGUGUCAAAGCCUGGCGUCGUCCUUGUUGUUCAGUCAAUCUCUGACAACCCUUCAAUUGUAAAGUCAAUACCUGAGGUCGUAACUGUUGUAGAGUCAAAAUCUCACAUCUCCAAUGUUGUAGCGUCACAGCCUGACAUCCAUCUUGUUAAAAUGCCUGAAGUCUCCUUUGUUGUAGAGUCAGCGUCUAACAUCCUUCCUGCUCUAGAGUCAAAGUCUGCCGUCUCCUCUGUGGAGUCAAAGCGUGAAGGCUCUCUUGUCGUAGAGUCAAAAUCUGCCGUGUCCAAUGUCGUUGCAUCGCAGUCUGACACCCAUGCUGUUGAAGUGUCAAAGUCUGAUGUCUCCAAAGUUUUAGAGUCAAAAUCCGACAUGUCCAAUGUUGUGGAGUCAAAGCCUAAAGUCUCUCUUGUUGUAGAGUCGAAGUCUAUCAUUCCUGUUGUAGAGUCAAAAUCUGCCGUGUCCAAUGUCGUUGCAUCGCAGUCUGACACCCAUGCUGUUGAAGUGUCAAAGUCUGAUGUCUCCAAAGUUUUAGAGUCAAAAUCCGACAUGUCCAAUGUUGUGGAGUCAAAGCCUAAAGUCUCUCUUGUUGUAGAGUCGAAGUCUAUCAUUCCUGUUGUAGAGUCAAAAUCUGCCGUGUCCAAUGUCGUUGCAUCGCAGUCUGACACCCAUACUGUUGAAGUGUCAAAGUCUGAUGUCUCCAAAGUUGUAGAGUCAAAAUCUGACAUGUCCAAUGUUGUGGAGUCAAAGCCUAAAGUCUCUCUUGUUGUAGACUCGAAGUCUAUCAUUCCUGUUGUAGAGUCAAAAUCUGAUGUCUCCACUGUAGAGUCUCAGUCUCACAUCCUUCCUCUAGACUCAAAGGUUAAUAUUCCUCUUACUAAUGGUGCUGACAUCAAAGUGGUCAUUGAGAACAUUGAGACCUAUGACGAUGAUGAUGAGGAUUUUGAUGAAAAUGAUGCUGAACAUGAAGAGGGUGAUGAGGAUGAUACUGAAGAGGAAGAGGUUGAUGAGGAUAACACUGAGGAUGAGGAGGUGGAAGGGGAGAAUGAAGAAGAGGAUGAAGAGGAAGAAGAUGAGGGAGAGCAAGAUUACUAAGCUGAGCUGAAUGAAUCCCUCAACAACUUUUUCUCACGCUUUUCAUAUUUGUUUCAUAUCAUAUUAGCAGAGAUAACAAAGCAAAAAAAAACGAAAGUAGUAUUUUAUUGUGAAAGUAUAACGACAUAUCCAUCCACUGUACAUCAUAUCUGUAUCUGCUUCUCUUUCUCCAGUGUCUGAUCUUCAGUAUCUGGUCUUAGUCUUGAUCAAAACAAAUAAUAAUAAAGAAUAUAAUGGAAAUUUCA